Messenger RNA from Cryptococcus wingfieldii CBS 7118, 729 nucleotides. RefSeq lists its product as hypothetical. The transcript has 4 exons. The coding region runs from base 1 to 729 and encodes 242 amino acids. Lineage: Eukaryota; Fungi; Basidiomycota; Tremellomycetes; Tremellales; Cryptococcaceae. Gene Ontology annotation, cellular component: cell division site; plasma membrane; growing cell tip. The record is from RefSeq and is a predicted model, not a curated record.
AUGCUCGCAAAAGCAGCCCUCCCCACUCUCUUCUUCACCCUCGCAGCCUUCAUCCUCCUCCUCCUCGUCACCCUCUCCGUCCCCAUCAUCAAGAGCAUAUACCUCCUCCGCAUCAACGGGAGCAUCAGUCUCGGCCUCGCAAGUGGGCAAGCCUCUGUCGAUGCCGGUGUACUGGGUCUCUGUUACACUGGCGCUGAUGCUAGCAUCCUGGGUGUGAGCGUACACGAUGAUGGCAGCUGCAACAGUCCAGAGCUUGGCUAUUCUGUCUUUGACAAUCCCAUUAUCGCCAUUAUCAUUGACAGCAACUCGGACUUGUCCCACACCACCCUCAAGAACCUCACCAAAGCGCUGGUACUCAACCCGAUAGCAUGUGGCCUGGCGGGAUUGGCGCUGUUCACAGCACUGUUUGCUUGGCUCUGUGCAAGCAGGGUAUUAGAGAUCAUAACCUUUUUCACCGUCUGUCUCGCCUCUCUCAUCGCAUGGGUCGCCUUUGCCCUCGACCUCGCCAUCCCCCUCGUCGCCCGGCACAGAAUCAACGACGAUGACGACUCCCUCCUCUCCGCCUCUCUCGGGAACGCCAUGUGGCUCGUGCUCGUCGGCGCUAUAUUGUUGACUCUGUCUAUCUGUUUGGCGGGAUGUGGUGUGUUUGGGAGGUACAGCUCGAGGAGGAGGAACGCAGAUGCGGAGUAUGUGGAGAAGCCUGGGUACCAGCCCAAGCGUCGAUUGUGA